Melopsittacus undulatus (budgerigar) is the source of this 783-nucleotide messenger RNA. RefSeq names its product RNA polymerase II, I and III subunit L (gene POLR2L). The transcript has 3 exons. Lineage: Eukaryota; Metazoa; Chordata; Aves; Psittaciformes; Psittaculidae. Gene Ontology annotation, molecular function: DNA binding; zinc ion binding. The record is from RefSeq and is a predicted model, not a curated record. Gene Ontology annotation, biological process: tRNA transcription by RNA polymerase III; transcription by RNA polymerase II; transcription by RNA polymerase I. Gene Ontology annotation, cellular component: RNA polymerase II, core complex; RNA polymerase III complex; RNA polymerase I complex. The coding region runs from base 200 to 403 and encodes 67 amino acids.
UCUGUUAGCGCCUCAGGACGGGAGCUUCCUCGCUGCUAUGGGGUGGUGAUCUUGGCGAACCGGUACCGGCUUCCCCUGGCCCUACACCCGCCUCUUACGCCCCUCCCCGGGCCUGUUUCCGCCGCCGUGGGGCAGGUGAAACGCGCGGCCGGUGUCGGGCCUGGCCGGUUGUGUCCCGGCCGCAGGCUACGCUGCAAGAAUGAUCAUCCCAGUCAGAUGUUUCACAUGUGGAAAAAUAGUUGGAAACAAGUGGGAAGCCUAUCUUGGCCUUCUGCAAGCAGAAUAUACAGAAGGAGAUGCCCUGGAUGCCCUUGGUUUGAAGAGAUACUGUUGCCGCAGAAUGCUCCUGGCCCAUGUGGAUCUGAUUGAGAAGCUUUUGAAUUAUGCACCCCUGGAGAAAUGAGAGAGAUGAACAAAGUACCACACUGCAAACUACAUGGAAUGGAUCUCUAAUGUUAAACUUGAAAAUGGACUUCAGGUAGUAAAAGAUGAAAGCCACCUGUCAUGUAGCCACUGAGAGAUGUUUACCUUCUGGAGAAAAUACUGCCCCGACACAUUAACCUCUUUCAAGGAAACAAAGGAAAGAUGAAGUCCAUUUAACCAAGAUUUUGGAGAUGAAGUUAAACGUUUGGAUGCUUCUUUUUUCAAAUCUGUGUUUGGAGUUGUUUUGUGAACUUUCAGAUUCAGCUGCCAGCAAAAAUAAGUGUUUGUUCAUACAGAGAAAUUACUAUAUUUCAUUAAAAUGUUCAAAUAAAGGAGGUCUUCCCCUGUAGACUUCCUACA